AUGUCAAACCUUGGUCCGGUGUCAUAUUUCCUUGGCAUUGAGAUCAAGCAAACCCAAGAUGAAGUGUUCAUUUGUCAAAGAAAGUAUGCAAAGGAGAUACUUCAAAAAUUUCAGAUGGAAGAUUGCAAAGCAAUGAAUACUCCUAUGAAUCAAAAAGAGAAGUUGGUCAAAGAUGAUGGGUCUGCCAAAGUUAUUGAAGUUGAGUUCCGAAGUUUUGUAGGUUGUCUAAUGUACUUAACAACCAGACCAAAUAUCUUAAAUGUUGUAAGUAUUCUCUCCAGGUUCAUGCAUUGUCCCAAUGAGACUCACAUGAAAACUGCAAAGAGAGUGAUCAGAUACAUCAAGGGGACCUGGAAUUAUGGAUUGAAGUUCUUAAAGCACAAGGAAAUGAAGCUAAUUGGUUUCUCUAACAGUGAUUGGGGUGGCUCAAUCGAUGACACGAAGAGCAUAUCUAGUUACUGUUUUUUCCUCGGGUCAG
This is a messenger RNA of Cucurbita pepo subsp. pepo (vegetable marrow), 478 nucleotides long. Lineage: Eukaryota; Viridiplantae; Streptophyta; Magnoliopsida; Cucurbitales; Cucurbitaceae. The record is from RefSeq and is a predicted model, not a curated record.